Messenger RNA from Epinephelus moara (kelp grouper), 3169 nucleotides. It is a transcript of the gene fgf2, whose product is annotated as fibroblast growth factor 2. NCBI's taxonomy places the organism in Eukaryota, Metazoa, Chordata, Actinopteri, Perciformes, Serranidae. Gene Ontology annotation, biological process: positive regulation of protein phosphorylation; positive regulation of gene expression; fibroblast growth factor receptor signaling pathway. Gene Ontology annotation, cellular component: cytoplasm. Gene Ontology annotation, molecular function: growth factor activity; fibroblast growth factor receptor binding. The record is from RefSeq and is a predicted model, not a curated record. The transcript has 3 exons. The coding region runs from base 442 to 909 and encodes 155 amino acids.
AACUGAGGCCCAAAGGGGAAAGCCUUCCUCACAGAUCUAAGCCAGCUGCCCUGAUUUAAACACUUCAUUGCAAGAAGAGUGGAAGAGAGGGGGAAUCCGCAUGCAUCCCCCCUACCAGUGUGCACAGAGUACACUGGCAAAGCUGCUGCCAGCUCUACAAACAACAGACGAACCGCUACAAGUUACACGUUUGCUGUUAGGUAGAAGCAUUUAGGAGUGCUUCUGCCUCCGACACUGAGGACUCACAGGGCACUCGCUGCCCUGAGAGGGGGGGCGUUCAAGCAAACUGACCUCUGGGGUUAAGCAGAAUCAGUUUGUGUGAAGCUCUGUGGAGGAGGGGAGGAGGGAACUGUUAGUGGGAGGUGGGAGGCCACAGUGGGGCUCCUGCGCCGCUCAAGAAGGAGACGAAGCAGUCGCCGGGAAGCGGGGAAAGAGGAGGAUAUGGCCACGGGAGAGAUCACAACGCUUCCCUCCACACCUGAAGACGGCGGCAGCGGCGGCUUUCCUCCCGGGAACUUCAAGGAUCCCAAAAGGCUGUACUGUAAAAACGGGGGCUUCUUCUUGAGGAUAAAGUCUGACGGAGGAGUGGAUGGAAUCCGGGAGAAGAACGACCCCCACAUAAAGCUUCAACUCCAGGCAACCUCAGUGGGGGAGGUGGUCAUCAAAGGAGUCUGUGCUAAUCGCUAUCUGGCGAUGAACAGAGAUGGACGACUGUUUGGAGCGAGACGAGCGACAGAUGAAUGCUACUUCCUAGAGCGACUCGAGAGCAACAACUACAACACCUACCGCUCCAGGAAGUACCCAAACAUGUACGUGGCACUGAAGCGGACUGGCCAGUACAAGUCUGGAAGCAAAACUGGACCGGGUCAAAAGGCCAUUCUCUUUCUUCCAAUGUCUGCCAAAUGCUAAUCUGGGGAUCCGACUGAGAAAUACUAAUGUCUUAGUGGCAGCAACAAAGAAGAUGAUGUGACGGCAAUGAAGAGAAAGUGUUCCAUCAACAUUGCCCAAAUAUAGCUGUGAUGCUUUCUGACUGUUAUAUCCUGAAACAUGUCUGCUCUUAUUCAGCUUUAACUUUCAAACAGUGGCUGCAUUCACAACUGGCUGCUUCCCAGUAAAACCAGGCUCUUUUUACUGGGGACCAGCCAACUGCUACACUAGUGCAACUGGAGCCAGGUGCCUUGCUCAAGUGCACCCCUAAAGUAUGGCAGUGUUCAUUUUACCUAUUCAGAUCUUCUCUCUCUGGCUGAGGGAUUUAAGCAGCAACAUAUAUACAGAGGAAUAUUCUGAUAAACCGUGUCUCAUCAGUACUGAGGGUUUAGAAAAUGCACUAAAAUCCUACAUUAUUAUAACUUGAUAAGAGAGAAGGGAACUAAAUAACAGAAUUUAGAGUUUUGUGAUACUUAAUUGUUUGACAAAAGAAGGCUAAGCACACUAAACGCAUUUAAAUCAAAACCCAAAUACUACCUACUACGUUUGUUUUAAUAAUUACUUAACACUACUUGGUAUCUUUACACACUUAAUGGAUACAGCAGAUGUUUCCUGAGCUUGUCUUUGUUUUCCGAUAAAACUGCAUUCCCCAUUUGUAAGUGUAUAAUCUGAGAUUUAUGCAAAAACUCCAAAUGUUGCAUGGCACUGGAGCAUAAUUUAUACAUAUAUUAAUACGAGAUUAUUGUUUUAAUGAUGUCUAGUUUGACGACAGAAAGGCAGUUAACUUGAACAAGAGGAUGAGUUUUACUUUUUUGACCAGUGAGUAGGCUAAUUCAGCGAGGCAGCCAAUAUUAUUAUUGCAGCUACUAGCUACUAUUGUUAGCUUCUGCUAGUAUGUGGUCACCUGACACUGGUGGUUAGCUUGUUAAAGACAUAUUUCCAGUUAAAAAUACAGUAUAGUUUCAAAACAGUUCCUUUAAAAACCUAAUCAGCUGCUGACAGCCAAUAUUGCCCAGCAGAUAUGGGCUUCUAAAAUGGCUGCCAAAAAAUGUUAAUCAACUGUCUAAUUGUCUGUUCCCACUUCGGGCGACAAAGCUACAGCAGCAGGAUACAGAGUUGGAGGCAGGGCACAGUUCCUUUCUUUGAAAGUUGCUCAGUGGCCCAUGAAGCCAAAAAGUUUGACGGAUCUUCCGCGUUGUUGGACCCAUAGAGCAAAUGCACUAGAGACGCUAACAUGGAGGGGGCGGGGUUUAUGACCUGUACUGCAGUCAGCCACCAGGGGGCAGUCGAGAUGUUUUGGCUUCUAUUAUAUAGUCUAUGGAAGUGGUUUCCAACUGGUCCAGCCCUGGGGUCCAGAAGUCCCUGUAGUCAGAGGUCCACAUAGCUUAAUACAUUAAGCGUCAUACUUGUAUUUGGCCAUAUCGUCGAGCUAGUAGUAGCUGUCCAUUAGUCACUAAAUCUACAGCAGGAAAUGGCACUUCAAAAUAAAAGGUAUGUGCCAGAAAUUCACUGUACUUAAAAAUAAAGAGUGUCUUUUACAAACUUGACACAUUUGCGAGUUAGUUGCGGUCCAUUCAGAAUGUACCCCCGACCCACUUUUGGACUGCUACCUACCAGUUGGGAACCACUGACUUACAGAUGUCUCUUUCCCAGUUUAAGUCCGAAGGAAAAUGUCUUUUUGGGCUCAAUGGCAUCAUGUGACGGACCUUUGAAGUUGUAGUUACACUAUCUGGCCAGUAUGUCUUAUUGGCUUUACAGUCUGCCGCGUUUCAAAGUUGAGCGACAUAGCUACAGCAUGGCUGGCUGUUGAAGUUUUGCUCAACUGCUCAUUGGCGUAGUUAUGUCAUCAUCUGCUAGUGUGCGUAUGUCUGCAAGCACUGACAAAAGUUGAGGUCAGCUCAACUUUGAUUUGUGGUGCGUCAUACCCUUCACGCAGCUACAAGUGUAGGGCAUCAGUUUGUUGCUUCAUGUCACUGACUUCCAUUGAAAUGACUUGUACCCUGUUGCUUUGUCACCGGUGGUCUGAACACAGCAGAAAACUUGGAGGCACCAUAGUGGCAUAUCUGUUUAAAAACCACAAAGUGAAUGUUCAUGUAGACCUAUUGCACCAUAUUUCUUCAACAGUAACAGCUAGUGUGAAAAAACACACCAAAAACACAAUUUCAGUCAUAAAUACAAAUUAAAUAUGAGUAAUACUGGCAACCUUGUGUCAUCAUAGCUAGCCAUGAUAUGCUAACCCCAU